This is a messenger RNA of Bactrocera tryoni, 739 nucleotides long. RefSeq lists its product as uncharacterized. NCBI's taxonomy places the organism in Eukaryota, Metazoa, Arthropoda, Insecta, Diptera, Tephritidae. Bases 1 to 618 code for a protein of 205 amino acids. The transcript is spliced from 3 exons. The record is from RefSeq and is a predicted model, not a curated record.
AUGUGCAAAUUCACCAACCGUCUCUUUGUCUUCACGCUGCUGGCCGUGGGAACGCUGAUGGCGCCGGUGGAUGCAGCAGCCAUGCGAGCCCAGCACAGAAGCGCUGCAGAUCCGAAAUUUUUGGACCUUCUCUCGCUGAACGAGGACAACAACAACUACGAUCUGCAUUACGAUCAGCGACAGAAGGGCGAAGAGAAUUUGCAUGUGCGCAUGAAUGGGUUCUUUAUCGAAAUGCCCGAUGACGGCGAUAAAGAUGCGAGCGACGAGUUGAAGGAACUACUAUAUUAUGCCAUACUCUUUGGUGGGAGCGAAGAAAUGUUUAAGCACUUGAUCGAAAACAAAAUAAGCACCACUCCAACACCCACCAGUUUGACCUUAAGUGAGUUUGGGCUUUUGAAUGAGAACAAAUUGGACGCGGAACGGCAUUCCAUUGGUCAGCAGGGUGAGGACCCGGAAGCAGCAACCAAACAUAAGGUAGAAGGCAGAAAUGCGAACCCACUUCAGGAUAGCGGCUUGGUGGCUGUAAAUCGGGAGCCAGAGACGAAGCGCGUGGGAUUGAUCACAAAACAGCAUUUCAACACUUUGCUGAGUUUGCUGAAACGAAUGCGCCGCAACUGAUCCUUGGCAACUGCUUCACAUCUUCACAUGAGAGUUAGUAUAUAAGAAAACAUGCACUGAAGUUUUUAUUAUUCAUAUCGGAUAUAUUUAUAAUACAAAAAGAUAAUGUAGCUAUAAGCGA